GCUCGAGCUCAGCCAGGAGCGCACGGUGAGAGGAGGGGUGACGUCACUGCGCCGUUGUUGUGGUGGUGACGCGGCAGGCGGGCGGUGAGUCAGCGGCAGCACCUCCGGACGUGGAAGUAUUACUCUCACUGUGAAAAUAACUCUCAGUUACUGGUUUUACACAGUGCAAAGAAAGCGAAAAUGGCGGUUCCUGCAGCUCCCGACCUGCAGAUGAACGCAGAAACGCAAAACAGCCCGGCGAACAACCCGGAAAACAACAUCCACAUCGACGAGACGGAAUUGGAAAACAUCACGAACAACGACGAGGACGGCACAGCGCUCCCUCUGCAUUCUCCGUGGACUUUUUGGCUGGAUAAGUCAUUACCUGGAACAACGGCUGCCGAGUGUGAAUCCAACCUUAAAAAGAUCUACACGGUACAGACAGUGCAGAGCUUCUGGAGUGUCUACAAUAACAUCCCUCCAGUGACAAACCUGCCCCUGAGGUGUAGUUAUCACCUAAUGCGUGGGGAAAGACGACCUCUUUGGGAAGAAGAAAGUAAUGCCAAAGGUGGGGUUUGGAAGAUGAAAGUUCCCAAAGAAAGCACUGCUGCAGUCUGGAAAGAAUUGUUACUUGCCACCAUUGGGGAACAGUUUGCUGAUUACUGUGCAUCAGAAGAUGAAGUAGUUGGUGUCAGUGUUAGUGUUCGGGAGCGAGAAGACGUUGUUCAAGUAUGGAACGUGAAUGCUUCUUUUGCAAGUGAAGCUAAUAUUUUAGGGAAGAUCCAUGAGCUUCUCCCCCACAUAUCUUUUAAAGCUGUAUUUUAUAAACCUCAUGAGGAGCAUCACGCUUUUGAAGGAGGGCGAUCAAGACAUUAAUGUCCUGUACAAAUCUACAGUUUUUUGGAUACACUUCAAAAUACCGUGACAUUGAUUACAAUGUAUUAACACUGUAAUUACAGUACCCUGUAAUUUAUGUGGUAUUUACACUUUGAAAUACAUCUAUUUACAUAAUCAGAUGACCAAUAGUGUAACAGCAUUAUGUAAUUAUUAACAUAAACGAGUUGCAAAUAUAGAAUACCAUGCUAUAAGCUUACACUUACAGUGUGAUUUCUGGUUCAGUCAUAGGAUUAUUACGUGCAAUUACAUGUAUUAAAAAGUGUAACUACAGUGCAAUAUUGGUAAUGUUUAAAAAUGUAGAUACACAUUUAAACUUGAAGUAAUACACAUUGCUGAAGUAAAAUGUACGUAAUGCAUUUACAAUAUUGGUUAUACAAUUAUUUAUGUAAUUACAUGUUUUUCAGUGUAAAUAUCACAUGAUUACAAAGUAAUUACAGUAUUAUUUCACUACUGUCUCUCUAUUUUGACGUGUAUCUACUUUUUUGUUUGUGAGUUGAGCUUAGAAACCAGACUGGACUUCUUCAUAGCCUACACACUACGGUAGAAUUUUUUUCUUUACUUUGAAAUGAUUUGUGGUAAAAUAAGAAAAACAACCAUCUCUGCUGAUAAAGUGUAAGAUAGGUUCAAAAAUAUUUUAAAUAACUUCAUCCUGUAAUCCAAAUCCCAAAAGAAAGCAUGUUUCAUAUUUUCACUUGUUCAUUAACUGCAGUAACUUGAGAAAAUAGCAGUUGGAGAAAACUAAAGCUUUUAUUCAAUUUGGAUGCUUAAAGGUAGUGGAAUUUUAAGUGCUUUUGAUAUUAUUUCAUUUGGCAUUUUCUUCAUCUACAGUUUACUGAAAAGUUUUUACUGGUUUGCAAUGUAAGAUAUCCAAGGGGUGUUUUACAAUUAACACUUUAAACCAGAAGUGCACAUUACACAGAAUCUGCUUCUUUUAAUUGAUCUGUAAUCAUUUGCAUUUUUUGCUUUCAAUCAUAAAUAAUCUUAAUAAGCAUUCCUAGAGUGUUCAAUAAUGUGGAUAGUUCCUUGGUCCCAUGAAAACAGUUCACUUCACAGCUUCUUUUAAUUUCAAGAAAGACACUGCACUGGUUUUCAUUAUUUCAGUUGCACUGUAUGGGUUUUUCUUUUUGUCUACUGUGUUAACAGUAUGGUAUAUCGGUUUAUUCUAUGUGUGGUGCCAAUUGAUUGUACAUAUUUUUCAACAGUAUCUUCAAUAUACACUUAAUGAUUUUCUAGUUCAUGUCAAGUGUACUGCUAUGAUUUUCAGACCAGAAGUAAGUUCAUUGUUAAGCUGUGAUAUUGGGAAGUUUAAAAAGCUAUCUCAUAAUGCAACUGGAGGUUUUGACACCAGUAAGUACUCCUUAUGUAGUUAUUGUAAAUAGUCCAUUAGGUUUGUCCAUGUUUAGUUUUCACCUAAAUUAUUGUUUUUUAAUCCUGAGACUGCAUUACCUAAUUGUGGGAGCCAUGUAGCAUCUAAUGUUCAAUGCCUUAAAAACUGACACAAAGUUUGCUGAAACCUAACCCUUUUAUUAUGUAUAUAUUUGAAUUUGUGAAAUAUCCUUUAUUAACAAAAAAUGUAAAACUGCAGAUGUUUAAAGAUGAACAGAUAAUGACACUUGUGACAAUUUGUAGCGCAUAUAGAAUGAAUAUGAGGAUUUUCUAAUUUAAGGAAUAUUACAUAUUAUGUGUUUAUGGUUAUGAUCUAUACUGGAAAGUUCCUCUUAUUUUGUGUGCUGCACGUAGAAUAAAUAGGUUACCUUACUGGAAACUCCCCCAAGAUAACAUCUUCACCCAGAUCAUGUACUUCAUAAUGCAGGUCAUAUUCUUCUGCCAUUUCCUUCUGUUACAUUUUCUGCAACCGGAAGAACAUUUUUGUUGUCUGCUCUCUGCUGUAAUCUUUUUUUUUUUACUUGUUUGGUUUUCAAAUGUUUUUGGAGACACUUGUAUUGCAAAUUCUAAUAAAUGUUCAUUACUUUUUAAAAAAUAAUUUGAUGUACUUCCAAAAUGCCUGUAUUAUGACUACAAAUCGGGGUAGUUUGAACAUUAAUUACUCUGUAACCAAAGAGGUGAUGUUUUACAUGUAUGGUAGAGUGCUGCAUGAGAGUAUAUGAAUGUACACUUGUCCUGCCAGACCUAUUGCUAGACCCCCAUUCUCGUUCAGCAAGUGUAUAUUUAAGAACAGUGGUAGACAGGUUUAAGUUUUUUUUUGUAUUGUUUUUGUGCAGUCUGAAGUUCUACAAAAAUGUUUCUUAAAGAAAUCCAUACUAUUUAAAAUGUAUUCUGGCCACGAAUGUUGCGUUUUUAUCCAAAUACAUUUGUCAAGGUUGAUUAAAGUCAGUCAUGAGGCCUGUUCUUCUGUAUCUCAGGUCUAUCAAUGUGAAAAUGCACUAAAGCACAAUGUUAUGUUAGUAAUAUUUUACAAAAUCAAAUGUUUGGCACAUAAAGCUAUAAAAGCGAUUCUUUCAAAUGCACCAAUUAUCCUUUUAUUAAACCAUCCUUUUACAAUACACAAAUUGAUUUUUGUCUUUAAUAUGAUAGUGGUUUCUGUUGGAGUUAUCAUACUGGUUAUUUUUUUUUACAGAACAGAAUGGUGCCUUGUGUUCUCUUAGGGUUUGAGCCUUAUAGAAUGUGCUGUCUAUUUGAACUUUAGUUUUUGAUUAAACGUUUUUGCUUGUAGGUUUCGGAAAAAUAAAAUUUACGACUUUAAAAUGUC
Lepisosteus oculatus (spotted gar) is the source of this 3586-nucleotide messenger RNA. RefSeq names its product eukaryotic translation initiation factor 4E family member 3 (gene eif4e3). Gene Ontology annotation, molecular function: translation initiation factor activity; RNA 7-methylguanosine cap binding. Gene Ontology annotation, biological process: translational initiation. The record is from RefSeq and is a predicted model, not a curated record. NCBI's taxonomy places the organism in Eukaryota, Metazoa, Chordata, Actinopteri, Semionotiformes, Lepisosteidae. Gene Ontology annotation, cellular component: eukaryotic translation initiation factor 4F complex.